Gamsiella multidivaricata is the source of this 2439-nucleotide messenger RNA. RefSeq lists its product as uncharacterized. NCBI's taxonomy places the organism in Eukaryota, Fungi, Mortierellomycota, Mortierellomycetes, Mortierellales, Mortierellaceae. The transcript has 5 exons. Gene Ontology annotation, cellular component: P-body. Bases 1 to 2439 code for a protein of 812 amino acids. The record is from RefSeq and is a predicted model, not a curated record. Gene Ontology annotation, biological process: nuclear-transcribed mRNA poly(A) tail shortening. Gene Ontology annotation, molecular function: protein binding; mRNA binding; translation repressor activity.
AUGCUGUCUGAACAAGGGAAGCAGUCGUUCGAUCCCUCUGCUUCCUUUCGUCAGUCCGACUACAGCCCUACCCUGCUGCAACAGCAACAACAACAACAACAGCAGCAGCACUUUGCAUCUGGUCAACAACAGCAUCAGAAACAGCAACCAUCGCAGCAGCAACAUUUUCAGCGCGCUGCCCGCCCAGCCUCGGAAAUCCUCCCCCAGAACCACCAGCACCCUUUUCUCGCCAACAAUUUUCAGUCGCCUGAAGCUGAAGCAAUUGACAAAUGGUUCGAGGACUUAUCCCACUAUGAGCAGACACUUGAGGAGAUGGCUGUAGUCUCUUUGGAUACAGUUUUCAAGGACGAACUCUCGACAAUCGAGUCAUGGUUUAGGGUCUUGUCAGAAGCAGAGAGGACAGCUGCGCUUUACUCACUCCUUCAGCAUUCUUCCCAGGUCCAGAUCCGGUUCUUUAUCACGGUGCUGCAGCAAAUGGCGAAGAAGGACCCUGUCGGGGCACUUUUGGCCCCCAAUGAAAAGGAUCCUGUCCAGAAUCAAUUGCAUGGCGCCAUGGCUAAGGCCGAGAUGGAGGCUAGCCAAAGGCUCUUGAAUGUGCUCCCGAUCCAGCCCCCGGCAUCGCUCGACAGACCCGUUGUUCAUCGUCGGCUCUAUGAUCGCCACUCUGUCACUAUUGGAGAGAGCGAUGAAUACAGCAGGUUGUUCCGCAGGGAUGGUAAGAGGAAUAGCAUCGAUUUCCUAGGCCGUACCAACAAUAGCAACACAAGCAGUAACAGUGGCAACACCGGCAAUAACAACAAGUUCAGCAGUAACAUAAACGGGACCGUCAACAACAGCGGCAACAAUGCACUCCCUAAUGGUCAUGUCAAUGGCAUGAUUGGCAGCGGCGUACUGUCCGAGUCGAUCGCUGCGCGCGUGAACCAGUAUAACAAGCCAGGGCAGGGAUCUCUCAACCGCAUCAGCACGCCCAAUGUCUUUAGCAACCGCCCAAAAUCAGUCCACGAGGGCGACACUUCGUCUAUGUUCACUUCCAGCUGGAACUUCGCGUCGCUUGGCGCCAACCCCAUCACCAGCGGCAACAAUAAUGGGGGUAGUGCCGCCACCGGCUCGACUUCAUCAGGAUCGCCAGGCAAUAUCGGAGACAGAACCUCAUACGGACGUCCUAAAUCUGUUGGUGGGGCGGAAUGGAUGCUGAGUGGUGCCUCUGGCAACCAUCGAACCGCUGCGACCGAGGGACUCGAAAAGCCAUGGACGCCGCUGAUGAUGUCGCCACCGAACAUGGGAGGCUUCCACAACGGCACGAACGGAACAGGACAUAACCUGACCGCUGGCGGAUACUCGAGCUCUGGCUUGGCUGUUGAGCGGCCCAAGUCUGUGACCGAAGCGGAUCUGGCGCAGCUGAACAUCUCUCAGUGGAUGCAUAACAACACGAAUACAAGCGGCAAUGGCGGGCCGAGGACUUCGACUCUUGAAGAAUUGAAGGCGAAUAACCGCCGCAGGACGUUGCUUCGCCCGAGUGCCAUCAUCUCGAACGUCCCGGUGACCGUGAUGGAGGGUGACGAGAAGUUAUUGAGUGCGAGCGCCAACACAUCUUCGAUUAACAUCGUGUCGACCAUGUUCAACGAGACCUCCGCUUCUGGUUCCGGAUCUGGAUCUGGUUCCACUUCGGACUAUCCAGCUUUAGGAACAACAGCCUCAACAGCAUCGCAGGGCAAUGCUUCAGGCUUCACGUAUGGAGGACCCCAACCAUCUUUGAACUCUUAUUCCCAGCAACAACAGCAGGCUGUUCAGCAGUUGCAAAAUCUAUCCCUAGAUCCUUCGGCCUCCGCACGCUCUUCUCAGCAGCAACAGCAGCAACAGCAACCAAGAUCGCGGGCAGCUUCGCCAUUCACGUCACCUCUUCCUUCGCCCAUCAAAUCUGGAUUUCGCUCUCGGCCGGUUUCGGGAUCGACUUCGCCACGAUUGUCCGCGCAACACUCUGCUUGGGCAACUGGUGGAAACAACAGCAAUUUUGGACUGGAUGGCAGCGCCAUCGUGCCCAUGGACUACAACCAAAAGAGACAUCUAUCCCCACCCACGCUCCAGCGUUCGCUCCACCACCACUCGUCACUGGAUGACGAUUAUCUGAGCGACACGAGUGAUAUUUCGAGCCUUGGCAUGAACAGCCACCACGGACGAGGUGGAUCUGCCGCCAAGGAAAAAAAACAACCCGAGGGCGUUGAUUUUGAGCUCUUGCAAGAUACCCCAGCAUGGCUGCGAUCAUUAAGACUUCACAAGUACAACAGCAUUUUUGAGGGCAUGCAGUGGCGCGACAUUGUCAACCUGUCGGAUGGCGACCUGAUCAACAAGGGAGUUGCAGCUCUGGGAGCGCGGCGCAAGAUGUUGAAAGUUUUUGAACAGGUUCGAAAGGAGAUGCUUUUGCAGGGCAUGGUUGUUUAA